Brienomyrus brachyistius is the source of this 2359-nucleotide messenger RNA. It is a transcript of the gene pdha1a, whose product is annotated as pyruvate dehydrogenase E1 subunit alpha 1a. The record is from RefSeq and is a predicted model, not a curated record. The coding region runs from base 349 to 1551 and encodes 400 amino acids. Lineage: Eukaryota; Metazoa; Chordata; Actinopteri; Osteoglossiformes; Mormyridae. Gene Ontology annotation, molecular function: pyruvate dehydrogenase (acetyl-transferring) activity. Gene Ontology annotation, cellular component: intracellular membrane-bounded organelle. The transcript has 12 exons. Gene Ontology annotation, biological process: pyruvate decarboxylation to acetyl-CoA.
UGACCUCAGUCACUGGGGAUCGUACAACAAGGGUACAGAUUCCUAAAUGCAGUUCAAAUACAUAUUUUAAAAACUGCUAAAAAAUACAUUCAGCAACCUUUCAACUUUCCGAGAACACCCUGGCUACGAUCCUAUACAUAGCACGGCACACACCAUCCACAAUUUAGAAAUAUAGAGACACCAGUUAGUCUUACUACUCAACUCAGGGAAACAGUCCUAUCGUCCAACUCAACUCCGGGCGGCGUUACGCUCAUUUCACUCAAACUCCGGGCAGUUUCCGUUCGUCCACAGUGAAGGCUUAGCUGUUAAGGAGAGAAAUAUCCCUCAUAAGUGCGGUGUUUAGAUAGUAUGAGAAAGAUGUUGACUAUCAUUUCCAACGUGCUGAGGGCAAGCACCAAGAAAAACGGGGCACAGGCUGUGUCUGAGGGUGCCAGGGUGGUGGUAUCUUCUCGUUCCUAUGCCGACUUCACCCCUCAAGCCUCAUUUGACAUCAAGAGGUGUGACCUGCAUCGGCUGGAGGAGGGCCCUCCCCAGCAGGCGGUUCUGACCCGGGAGGAGGGGCUCCAGUACUACCGCACCAUGCAGACGAUGAGGCGCAUGGAGCUCAAGGCAGACCAGCUGUACAAGCAGAAGAUCAUCAGGGGCUUCUGUCACCUGUAUGAUGGCCAGGAAGCAUGUGCGGUGGGCAUCGAAGCAGGCAUCAACCUAACAGACCAUCUGAUCACAGCGUACCGAGCCCACGGCUACACCCUCACCAGAGGGGGCACAGUGCGCGAGAUUAUGGCCGAGCUCACAGGGCGCAGGGGAGGCAUCGCUAAGGGCAAAGGUGGAUCGAUGCAUAUGUACACAAAGAACUUCUACGGCGGGAAUGGCAUCGUCGGAGCUCAGGUACCCCUGGGGGCAGGUGUGGCCUUGGCCUGCAAGUACCAGGGGCGCAAUGAGCUGUGCGUCACGCUAUAUGGAGACGGAGCAGCCAACCAAGGCCAGAUCUUUGAGACAUACAACAUGGCAUCUUUGUGGAAAUUACCCUGCAUCUUCAUCUGUGAGAACAACAAGUACGGCAUGGGCACCUCUGUGGAGCGAGCUGCUGCCAGCACUGACUAUUACAAGAGAGGCGACUUCAUCCCAGGACUCCGGGUGGAUGGGAUGGAUGUCCUGUGUGUGAGGGAGGCCACCAAGUUCGCCGCAGACCAUUGCAGAGCUGGAAAGGGUCCUUUUCUCAUGGAGCUGCAAACUUACCGUUACCAUGGACACAGCAUGAGCGACCCUGGGGUCAGCUACCGCACACGUGAGGAGAUCCAGGAGGUGCGCAGUAAGAGCGACCCCAUCUCCAUGCUGAAGGAGCGCAUGCUGAGCAACAAUAUGACCAACGUCGAGGAGCUCAAGGAGAUCGACGUGGAGGUGCGCAAGGAGAUUGAGGAUGCCGCCCAGUUUGCCACCACUGACCCAGAGCCUCCCUUGGAGGAGCUGUGCAACCACAUCUUCUAUAAUGACCAGCCCUUGGAGGUCCGUGGCACACACCCAUGGACCAAGCUGAAGUCCGUUAGCUAAAGUCCUUCGUAGCCCAGCUGCCCUCCAUUCCCCCUCCCCCCAGUCCUCCCCCCAAGUUGUCCCUCAGCCAUCCAACUGAAGCAAGGCUCGUUUGCUUGCUGGUUAUUUAAGGAAAAGGGGAGUUUUGCAGUAGACAUGAUCUUGAUGGCAUAUUUCCACUGGGAGCCCAUUUUAUUCUGAUGAUCAGUGUGCUAUGUACUGUGCUUUGUAUGUGCAGCACAGCUCUGACUGGUCAACCAGAGGUUGUUUAAUCACUACUCAAUGUUUACAGGUGUAAUCCAGUGUUUCCCAACCCAGUCCUAAGGGACCCUUAGUCCAUGUUUUUGCUCUCCUGGAGACUGGGAGAGAGCAAAAAUGUGGACUGUCUGUGGCUCCGCAAGGAUCUAGAUUGGGAAAUGGUUAUGUUUCAAAAACAUUUCAAAGUAUUACACCUUGGGAACCAUUUUCUCCAGCAUUAAUUGGCCUUGCUCAUUUUUUCACAAAAUGGAUCAAAAAUUGAGAGCUGUGGAUGGAAAAGGCUUUAAUGAUGGCUAGGUUUUCCAUCAAUCUCAACUAGUGUGGUUUAAGCGGUGGAAAGUUGGCUGGAUUUUAUGGAAGAAAGGGGAAAUUCUGUGGGAGAUAAGGUUGUGUCCUUGGCAGCCACCUGUCAACUGAUCUGCAUUUUUAACAAUUUCACAGUUAGAAGUAUCUGUCCUUUUUUGUGCUUGUGGGAACAGAGAAACAAAGGGGAUGUGUGGCGCAGCUCAGAUGGCCAAAAAAUACUGUAACACUCAUGUGGAAACAUGAAUAAAGACCAUAUUUGUUGGAA